Microdochium trichocladiopsis is the source of this 2386-nucleotide messenger RNA. Its product is annotated as Alpha/Beta hydrolase protein. The record is from RefSeq and is a predicted model, not a curated record. Lineage: Eukaryota; Fungi; Ascomycota; Sordariomycetes; Xylariales; Microdochiaceae. Gene Ontology annotation, biological process: proteolysis. The transcript has a single exon. Gene Ontology annotation, cellular component: fungal-type vacuole. Bases 159 to 2165 code for a protein of 668 amino acids. Gene Ontology annotation, molecular function: serine-type carboxypeptidase activity.
CGCCAACUUUUCUUCUUUGUGCAAACACGCACGGCUGGGGCCGUCUCAACCUUUCAGCUCGCCAUUACCCUCACUUCUCCGACGGCACUGCAGGCCAGCGCCUAUUUCCUUCUGCACGCUCCUUGCCCGUGAAGCAUGAGGCGCAGGUCCAAUCGAGGAUGCGACUCCACGGCCCUCAAAGGGUCUUCGUCGCAGCUGCAGCAUGCCUUGCGCACCUGGCACGACCCAUAGAGGCACAGUUUCCCGACUCCACGCCCGAGCAUCUCAAUCUCACGACAAUCGCUUCUCCUAGUGAUCCGACAAUCUCAAUCAGCUACAAGGUCCCCGAGGGCGCCUGCAAGACUGCCUUUGACUCACAGCAGCAGUACACCGGCUGGGUCAGCAUCCCCGGUGACUACCCGACCAACACGUUCUUCUGGUUCAUCGAAGGGCGAGACGCCAAAGCGUCAUCCACCCUGACCGUCUGGCUCAAUGGCGGGCCGGGCUCCAGCUCCAUGUUUGGGCUAUUCAACGAAAACGGCCCUUGCGAAGUAAUCGAGAACGGCACCAGCAGAUUGACGACAGCAGCGAGAGAAUGGGGCUGGGACAGGGCGUCCAACAUGCUCUUUGUCGACCAGCCGAACCAAGUCGGCUUCUCGUACGAUGAAGCCACCGCGGGCUCGCUCGAUCUGAUGACGAACCGAAUCGCAAUACCAGCCACAACACGACCAAACUCGCUCCCCGCAAACGUGUUUCUGAACGGCACGUUCAGCUCCCAGAACCCUUUGCACACGUCCAACACCACGCAAACAUCCGCGACGGCCAUAUGGCAUAUGCUACAGGGCUUCCUAAGCACGUUCCCACAGUAUCGGCCACCCGCUGGCAACACACUGGGUGUCAACUUGUUUGCUGAAAGCUAUGGCGGCAAGUACGGUCCGGCAUUUGCUGAGAAAUGGCAGAAGCUGAAUGCGCUGCAACCAAACAGCACAGUCACAAACUCUACCACCAGCAUUGAGCUGAAGGCUUUGGGGAUCGUGAAUGGCUGCGUUGACGACCUCAUCCAAGGGCCGUACUACCCCAUCAUGGCAACAAAGAACAGCUACGGCCUUGCCGCCAUCAAUUCCGUCCGGGCACAGAUGGCGAACGCGAGCUUUUAUGCCGAUGGCGGGUGCCGGGAUCUGAUCACGCAAUGUCGAAGCACUGUCCUGGUCCUGGACCCGACGAAUUCCGGAACAGUCCCAGACGUCAAUCAGCUCUGUGCCAAAGCUUACAGCACUUGCAACGAGGAUGUAAUUCUGCCGUAUAGCGACUCAGGCCGAAGCGUUUACGACAUUGCUGCUCUGCUUCCAGACUCUUUUCCUUCUAGUCAGUACAUCGACUAUCUAAACACGCCUAAUGUCCAAGAGGCUAUGGGCACUCGGCUCAAUUACACAGAGACCAAUAUGGCCGUGUACUCGGCAUAUGUAAACACAGGCGACUUUGAGAGGGAAGCCAUGGUCCCAAAAUUGGCGAACCUACUCGCUAGUGGCAUUCGAGUAGGGUUUAUGUACGGCGAUCGAGACUACGUCUGCAACUGGUACGGCGGCGAAGCUGUCUCGCUGGCAGUUGCAGAAUCAGUCCCGGCAUAUGCGCCCUUUGCCAAGGCCGGCUAUGCCCCCAUAAUUGUUAACGACACAUACAUCGGCGGAGUUGUCCGCCAAUUCGGCAACCUUUCAUUCAGCCGUGUCUAUCAGGCGGGACAUUUUGUGCCUGCUUACCAGCCCAACACAGCCUUUGAGAUCUUUGCCCGGAUCAUCUAUGGCACGAGUGUAUCCACAGGGGCACAGAUCAACUUGUCAUCGUACAACACAACGGGCGAUAGCAGCGCAUCGAGCGCAAUGGACUUGCCCGCAAGCCCCGAUCCAACAUGCUACAUACGCAACAUUGCCGGGAGCUGCAACGACCAGGAGCAGAGUGCCAUUAUCAACGGCAAGGCGACCUUUGUUAAUGGCGCCUUGGUCACACAGUCGCCCACGACGAGCAUACCUGCUACUACAGUCGUGAUGACGGCGACUACCACUGCGCAGUUGACGGGUGUGUUCACUGCCACGGCGACGCCCUCGAAUGCUGCCACGCGGGGUGGGGUCAGCAAGGGCGAUAUUGGCUCAGUGGUUGCAGCCGCUUGUGCCGCCGCUCUACUCAUGUAGGCAACAUGUACCAUAUAAAAGAUCUUGUAGAAUUGGCUUGUAGAAUUGGUAAUAAUGCAUAAUCUUGGCACAGGCCGACAUGACUAGAGUUAUUGUCGUACCACAUUACAAAAUUCUUUCAGGCCGAAAGACCAGGAAGCACUCCAAACCUGACUGAGAAUCAACGCGGUCUCACCCCUUCUUGCAUCCAUACCUUGGUCACAUAGCACUACUACGGCGUC